AGAGAGAGAUAUGGAAAUGGGGAAGAAAGCUUGCAGCAGCAUUUUGUGGAGAGCAACAUCGUCGAUGAGAAGGUUAUCGACAGCGACAGUGACAAAGACAUCGUCGUCUGCGGUCAAAGAUAAAGAGACUUCUCUGUAUCGUCGAUUGUCUGCUCUGGGCGGCAGCGAUGGUAAAGUGACCGAUACUCUUAACGAAUGGGUAAGCGAGGGCAAAGCUGUUCGGAGGUUUGAGAUCAUCGGUUACAUCAAUCAGCUCCGCAAGUACAAGAAAUACGAGCACGCCAUCCAGCUGUUGGACUGGAUAGAGAAGAGGGGUAGGAAGUUGACGCAUGGAGACCAUGCAAUACGUAUAGAUCUUCUAUCAAAAGUCAAGGGAGUAGCUAAUGCUGAACAAUAUUUUAACAGUCUUAAGGAAUCUUCAAAAACCAAGGAAACCUAUGGAGCACUCCUAAACUGUUACUGCCAGGAGAAAAUGGCUGAUAAGGUGAUGGCCCUAUUCAAGGAGAUGGAAAGACUGAAGUUUGUUUCUACUUUAGCCUACAAAAAUCUCAUGUGCUUACGCUUGAGUUUGGGUGAGCAUAAGAAGGUCCACCAACUAGCACAAGAAAUGAAGCAGAAGAAUAUACCACGAGAUGUUUUUGUGUAUAAUACAUUGAUGAACAGCUAUUCCUCUUUAAAAGACAUUGAAGGAGUGGAAAGAGUUAUGAAGGAGAUGAAUGCAGAGGGGAUCCAAAUUGACUGGGCCACUUAUGCUAACCUAGCAACAAUAUAUGUUAAAGCAGGACAAUUUGACAAGGCCAAUUCAGCUCUUACAGAGCUUGAGAAAAUGGAUAACCUUCGCGAUCGUGAAGCAUUCCUUGCUCUCAUUAGCUUAUAUGCACAGACUUCUAAUUCACUGGGGGUCAAUCGGGUUUGGAAGUCUCUAAAGUCAGCCUUCCCAAAGACCAUCAACAGUAGUUAUCUGAUCAUGCUUCGGGCUCUCUCCAGAUUGGGAGAUAUGGAUGCCCUUAAGAAGUGCUAUGAGGAAUGGGAAUCUGCUUGCUCAAUCUAUGACAUCCGGUUGGCAAAUGUCCUUAUAGAUGCUUACCUCAAACAAGGUAUGAUCAAAGAUGCUGAGUUAGUUGGUGAAAGGAUCAAGAAAAGGGGUGCCAAGCCUGACUUCAGGAACUUAGAGAUGUUCAUGACUUUUUAUUUGAAAAACCAGCAGCCUGAUUUGGCGCUAAAAUAUGUGGACAUUGCUGCUUCUAAUGUGAAAGCUGAAAAGAGUGAUUGGAAGUUGAGCCAAGAAACUUUAAAUUUGUUUCUUAAGUGUUUUGAGGAGAAGAAGAAUGUUGAUGGUGUAGAGAAGUUCUACAACAGCUUGAAGCAAGUUGACUGUGUUAAUACAAAACUCUAUGACUCUCUGCUUCGUACUUAUAUUGCUGCUGGUAGAAUUGAUUCCCAGAUGCAUAAGAGGAUAAAAGAUGAUGGGAUUGAGAUGAGUUCUGAGACAAAGAAGUUGCUUGAGAGGGUCUGCUGCCCAUCUUAGGCUAGUGUCAGUAAAGAGUAGCUUAAAGUAAAACCCCGCAAAUGAUUCUUUUGAGGCUUGAUGGUUCUCUGCAAAUUCCAUGAUCAAUGGUUAGAGUUUUUGAUAACUCCUGAUUGAAACUGUUUUGAUACAGAUUCUUGCUCAAUAGAAGUCAGAUUUUUUAUCAAGCAAUCUAUAAGCUGUGGAGGAAAAAUUAAGCUGCCCGGUUUUGGUUGUGAAUCUAAUAAUUUUGUUCUCAGGGUAACCUAAUUAUGUUGAAGAACAGAUGAUGUUUUAUCAAAUCUGUAUUUGAUUUUGGUUUUAACAUUUAAUCUGAAAUCUUGUUUGGUGGGGGUAUGCACAAGGAUUUGUUACUGGGUAUUUCCAGGAAGCUUGGUAACACUUUUUCUCUGCAACUUUCA
This is a messenger RNA of Telopea speciosissima, 1929 nucleotides long. Its product is annotated as pentatricopeptide repeat-containing protein At4g01990, mitochondrial-like. Gene Ontology annotation, molecular function: protein binding. The coding region runs from base 11 to 1528 and encodes 505 amino acids. The transcript has 3 exons. The record is from RefSeq and is a predicted model, not a curated record. Gene Ontology annotation, cellular component: mitochondrion. Lineage: Eukaryota; Viridiplantae; Streptophyta; Magnoliopsida; Proteales; Proteaceae.